CAAUUACAUUGCUGUACGCAUAAGGUUCCUGUAUGUGGAGAUUGCAUCUGCUUUCCUGAACACAGUGCUUGUGAGGUGAGGACAUAUGCAGAGUGGAUGGUUGAUUCCAGUUGCAGUUUCCUACCAAAAUGUAGCUUUUGCUUGCAGAUACUGACUCAUUCAAGUCGCUCUGUCACUCAGCUCGGCUGCUUACAUGUUUUGCAUAAUUCGUGCUUGCUUCUACUUUUGAAAGGAUCCUCAUCUCCAACUGGUUACACAUGUCCUUCAUGCAAAUCACAAAUAUGGCCCACAAAGAAGCAGUUUGUUAGUUCUGGUUCUUCCCUUGCCAAUCAGUUGGAGGAAUUAUUUGCGAAGAGCCAUAUUUUUAUGUUGGACAAGAAUUCUCUAUUGCCAUUAGCUUCUGAACUAUUAUCAAAUUUCUCUGAGCAAGGAUUCUCACAGCCACGUUCUGAGAUUCGAUCAACAGUUUUUAGUUUGUCAUCACCUCUUGCUGAAAUGUACACAGAUCCGAAGAGUCAAAAGGCACAGUAGAGCUAUAUUCCUAAAGAUCAAAAUGUAUUAGAGAGUUGGGAAACACUUAAAUCACCAAGAAAGACGAUAAAUAUUGAAACUCCAAAGUCUUGUUCACCUGAGAUUGAUAAGCUUUUUGUACAUUCCCAUGUCAUGGACGUAGAAUAACUGAUUUCUAUUUUAACUAAUCUUCAUAUUGUUAAUUUUGCAGGGUCCUGAAUGCAAAAGCUGAGAACAACCAGCAAAUCCGGGAAAGGAUCAAUAGCAAGCAAGCCCACUGACACAAAAAUGAAAUCACACAAUUUAUUACCAUUGUACUAGUUUUGCACAACAUCGUUAAUAGGCAGCCGACAUUUGGCAAACAUAUGUAAAUAUAUAUCUCUUUCUUUCA
Molecule: messenger RNA, 901 nt
Organism: Cryptomeria japonica (Japanese cedar)
Lineage: Eukaryota; Viridiplantae; Streptophyta; Pinopsida; Cupressales; Cupressaceae
Exons: 5
Coding region: 97-531 (144 amino acids)
Cellular component (GO): Golgi apparatus
Source: RefSeq, a predicted model, not a curated record